Molecule: messenger RNA, 790 nt
Organism: Vigna unguiculata (cowpea)
Lineage: Eukaryota; Viridiplantae; Streptophyta; Magnoliopsida; Fabales; Fabaceae
Source: RefSeq, a predicted model, not a curated record
UUCACUGCUUCUUCUGCCCAAAUCCAAACCUCGCAAUUCUUCACCAUUUCACACAUCAAUUCAUCAUCCACAAACCUAUCCCUCCUUCACAAUUAUUUUUCCGCAAAAAUUCUCUGAUCCUUUCGCUCCCCUUUCGUAUCUCCACAAUGUCCAACUGCACUGGUUCUUCUUCCAACAGGACCACCGCUUUCGACCGUUUCUACAGUCCUCCGGUUUUCCGAAAACUGCAGCGAGAGCAGCAGAAACAGUUCAACUCUCACUCGGUCCAACCGGAUUUGCAAACCGGUUCUUACGAACCGGCAUUGUCCACCUCUGUCUGUCUCAGUAAUCUGGAUCGUCUUUUGGACGCAUUCACACCCUCCGUCCCUGCUCACUCCUCCUGCCAGCCCAAAAUGAAGGGACGCGGAACUGGUUACUCGUGUACCAACAAUAGCAGUGGACGCCUAUAUAUUGUGCUCGAGGAUCUGUGGGAAUCCUAUAGAGAAUGGAGCGCUUACGGUGUAGAGGUGCCAGUAAGCCAUGACGGAGAGGAGGAGACAAAAAUAUACUAUGCGCCCUCCCUCUCUGCAAUUCAGUUAUAUGCUGAGAGGAGACUUGAAGAGGACAGUAGCUCCGAGUCUUCUCAGGAGACAAACUGCUCAGCUGAGCAGCUUGUCUAUGAAUUCUUCGAGGGAGCUCUGCCACAUAUUCGGCCUCCUUUACAUGAUAAGGCAAGUCUGUCGUUUCAGAUCUACCUAUUCAAAUUUCCCUUGGCUUGAACACUAACAAUUUCCUUUUCCUCUCAGGUUUC